AUGAUAUUCCGCGUGGUGGGCCUGUGCAAGCCAUGCCUCAACCAGGCGUACCCCCUGCGGAAGCAGCUCCUGCUGAGUUUCCUUGCAUUUGCCACGGCAAGCCUGCUGCUGGCCCUAGCGGUUGUCAUAGGCACGACGGCCUUCAUCGGCGACAAGGCCAGGGUCGCGGCCCGUGUCAGCCUGGAGAACCAGAUCAAGCGACACCUCACGAACGCCAGCGAGGAGGCCGCCACCACCAUUGGAGCAAGGUUCCGGAAACUCCAGUACGGUGUGCUCGACGUCACGGCGUUCGCCCUCAGGGACACACGUCAGGAGGACCUAGUCCUCGCUGGAGGCGAUGAAGGGUACCCACUAACCCCGGCCCACACCGACCUUCGCGAUACUGAGAUCGCAACAAGCGCAGAAGCUAACCUGCAGAACUUCACCCGAAUGAAUUUCGAAGUGGAUCUGUCACGCAGCACCUGGUACUACGCUGAUGCCGAGUCCUACACAGUCGAGGUUCCGGAGGACGAGAUGGCCACGAUCACUCAAACCGCCCGGCUGGAUCUGCUGUGGCCGGCCGUGUACAUCAACUCGUACGAGACAAAGGGGGUCUACGUUGGAGUAGAGCUCUCGACGACGGGCCGGACGUUCCGCUAUUUUCCGGGAACGGACCUCAGCGGGGUGGAGGGAUCUCGUUUCGCAUGCGAGUACGUGGAGGAAGACGGUUCGAUCGCUCCGUGCUUCGACCCGACCGUUCGCCCCUGGUACGAAACAGCCGAGGACGAAGAUUAUGACUCGGAGACUUUUCUCGGACCAGCCAUCAUCACCGAUCCCUUCAAAGGCGCAAUCGACGACGAUUGGUUGGUGGCCCUGGCCCGUGCAGUCUACAGCAACUCGGGAACGACUAGCGGCAGCCUCCUUGGAGUGGUCGGCAUGGACGUGCGGCUGGAGGAAGUGCAGGAGUCAGUGGAGGCCAUCAACUUCCUCGAUACUGGCUACUCUAUCCUGGCGACGGCUGAUGAAGGAGUAGUGCUGGCCGCCGGCGUGUGGGACGAGGACGCUUCGGAGGAAGCCCCAACGGUCUGCGACCUUGGUAUCGGCAUCUGCUCCGGUCGUGACGGUGACGGGUGGACGGACCUGAUAGCAGACACCGAGAACGGCGAAGUCAAAAGCUUCACUUCGAAGUCCACCGACGGCGUCGACGAGGAGUGGAUCCUGGUCGCCGCCCCCGUGGAGGGCACCUUUGACACGGCCAUUUCCGGCGGUGCGGGCACGGUAACCCACUACAUCCUGAGCGCUGUUCCUCGGAACGAAAUUUUCGAGACGGUGGUUGGAAUGGUGGACGUGAUAUGGGACAGUACGAUACAGAUCAUCAUUCCAACGGCCAUCGUCGCCUGCUGCACCCUGGUCGCCGUCGCUCUCUCCGUCUACUUCCUGGCUGGCUCGAUCGUCCGCCCCAUCGUGAAGAUGACCAAGGCCGCACGCAGUAUCACCGCGGACGGGGCGGAAACCGACGUCUUCGGCAGUGUAGCGGCGGAUUGGGGCAUCAAGAAAGACUCGGCCAGAGGCGUUGGUGGGGGACGUUUCUUGGACUAUCUCCUCUGCCGGGGAGACGAUGAGAUCUCCACUCUCGGCAGAGAGUUCCAGCUCAUGAUCACCGGGCUCGGGAAGCGGGGAUUGGCGGCGGAGGCGAUAGGUCUGAUGGAAGAGCGCGCAGGAUACCCCAUGAACCCGUUCACAUCGGGGCCGUCGGCGCGCACGGCGGCCGCCGCUGCCGCCACCGCUGCUACUGCCCCGUGUGCGCCGGACGCCGCUGUGCUUGGUCCAAUGUCGUGAGGGUGAGCGUGCCGUAGCUCCAAGCUCCAAUCGCGGCUGGGGUAUUUCUCAGCUGGUAUUUCUGCCGGUACCACCGCCGUUGCCGUUGAGGCAUCGUACAGAAGAUGAGGGGGACACUAUUGCAGUGCCUGCCCCGGAUUUUGUACUGCCAACGACACCGGCCGCCGCCGCCCGUGAGCGAUGGCUCCGAUGCCGGCGUUUUGCUCGAGGACGUGGCAGAUGCGGGCUGACUUUUGUUUUCUCGUCGUCGUCCAUUCUACGGUCAUUUCCCCGUGCCGCGACCUCGAAGCGCCAUUGUUAAUAAUGAUGAUCGUUUGGUCGUUUGCCGU
Molecule: messenger RNA, 2147 nt
Organism: Ectocarpus siliculosus
Lineage: Eukaryota; Phaeophyceae; Ectocarpales; Ectocarpaceae
Source: the annotation of a GenBank genome assembly